Molecule: messenger RNA, 1448 nt
Organism: Ipomoea nil (Japanese morning glory)
Lineage: Eukaryota; Viridiplantae; Streptophyta; Magnoliopsida; Solanales; Convolvulaceae
Product: endoplasmic reticulum-Golgi intermediate compartment protein 3
Exons: 12
Coding region: 146-1189 (347 amino acids)
Cellular component (GO): COPII-coated ER to Golgi transport vesicle; endoplasmic reticulum
Source: RefSeq, a predicted model, not a curated record
UCAUCAUACUCGAUGUUCCUCGUAGGCGCUUCUGUUCGUGCUCGGUAGACGGACGGCGAAGAAGUCAGAGGGGGAGGAUAUCUCUCAAUUUUUGUUCCUCUCUCUUUUAAUCUUCGUUUAAGGAAAUAAAUAAAAGAAGAAAAAGAUGGGAGUGAAACAAGCAAUCAAAGCUAUAGAUGCUUUUCCGCGCGCUGAGGAGCACUUGUUGCAGAAGACCAAAUCUGGCGCCCUCGUUUCUAUUGUUGGGCUAGUCAUCAUGGCAACACUAUUCUUGCAUGAACUAAGAUAUUAUCUUACUACAAAUACAGUCCAUCAGAUGGCUGUUGACUUGAAACGUGGGGAAACACUCCCCAUACACAUCAAUAUGUCAUUCCCGUCUUUACCUUGUGAUGUUUUGAGUGUCGACGCAAUUGACAUGUCAGGAAAGCAUGAAGUAGAUCUUGAUACAAACAUAUGGAAGCUUCGCUUGAGCCGUGAUGGCUACAUCGUUGGCACCGAAUAUUUGUCAGACCUGGUGGAGAAGGAACAUUCGGAUCAUAAGCAUGAUGACCACAAAGAUAAUCAUGAAGAUUUACAUCUGCAAGGUUUUGACCAGGAAGCUGAAAAUUUUAUUAAAAAAGCAAAGCAAGCAUUGGAUAAUGGUGAAGGAUGCAGGGUGUAUGGUACUUUGGAUGUUCAACGUGUUGCUGGAAACUUCCAUAUAUCUGUCCAUGGGCUCAACAUAUUUGUUGCUCAAAUGAUAUUUCAAGGGUCUAGUCAUGUUAAUGUAAGUCAUAUCAUCCAUGACUUGUCAUUUGGUCCAAAAUAUCCUGGAAUUCACAACCCUCUAGAUGGGACAGAGCGGAUUCUGCAUGCAGGAAGUGGAACUUUCAAAUAUUAUAUAAAGAUUGUUCCUACUGAAUAUAGGUACUUAUCAAAGGAAGUUUUACCUACGAAUCAAUUCUCUGUCUCUGAGUAUUACUCUCUGAUACAUGAGUUUGAUAGGGCGUGGCCAGCUGUGUACUUUCUGUAUGAUUUAUCACCAAUUACUGUCACCAUCAAAGAAGAACGCCGAAGUUUUCUUCACUUCAUCACUCGACUUUGUGCAGUUCUCGGUGGUACAUUUGCUCUAACAGGAAUGCUAGACAGAUGGAUGUAUAGACUUGUUGAAGCAGUGACGAAGCCAAAUGCUAGAAGUACUGUUCGGUAAAUUUGGCCUCACCUGGAGAUUGCACGCGGUAUUGAACUCACAAUGAUCAGAAAACUCUAACAGUGGAUGGGAGCAAUGACUACUACAAUGGAAAUUUGAUGCUGGACUCUGAUGUGCAAUUUCUUCUUUAGCUUUUCUGUGGUUUUGUAAUACUCUGUGAUUCCAAAUAUUUUUGCACCUGUUUUGAGAAGAAAGGCUUUGGCUAAUAGCUAUGCUAGAAUGUUAGAUUUUCAAUUAUUUGCUAGUCAGGAAAAAAAAA